Molecule: messenger RNA, 7050 nt
Organism: Centropristis striata (black sea bass)
Lineage: Eukaryota; Metazoa; Chordata; Actinopteri; Perciformes; Serranidae
Product: zinc finger protein 665-like
Exons: 11
Coding region: 99-6455 (2118 amino acids)
Biological process (GO): negative regulation of transcription by RNA polymerase II
Molecular function (GO): DNA-binding transcription repressor activity, RNA polymerase II-specific; RNA polymerase II cis-regulatory region sequence-specific DNA binding
Source: RefSeq, a predicted model, not a curated record
AACCGCUGCUGGAUCCUGUUUCUGAGCAAACAUCUGCUCAUCUGUUUCACGAGACACUUCUGAUUCCAGGACGUACGUCUGAAAGAAGAAGAAGAAGAAUGAGUCCUCCCAGAAAGAAACUGGGAGAACGAGAGGGACUCAAGCAUCACCGCUGUGAGCUCUGUGAGAAAUCCUUCACAACAGCUGGAAGCCUGAAGGUUCACCAAUGGGUUCACACUGGAGAGAAACCGUACAGCUGUGACCAAUGUGGGAAAGCUUUCACCACGGCACAGGUCCUGAGACAACAUCAACGUGUUCACACUGGAGAGAAACCGUACAGCUGUGAGCAGUGUGAGAAAACUUUUUCACAAAGAGGUCACCUUGUUGCUCACCGACGCGUUCACACUGGAGAGAAGCCCUACAGCUGUGACCAGUGUGGGAGUGAUUUCACCACGGCAAAGAGCCUGAGACAACAUAAACUAAUUCACUCUGGAGAGAAGCCGUACAGCUGUGACCAGUGUGGGAACGCUUUCACCACGGCACAGGUCCUGAGACAACAUCAACGUGUUCACACUGGAGAGAAACCGUACAGCUGUGAGCAGUGUGAGAAAACUUUUUCACAAAAAGGUCACCUUGUUGCUCACCGACGCGUUCACACUGGAGAGAAGCCCUACAGCUGUGACCAGUGUGGGAGUGAUUUCACCACGGCACAGAGCCUAAGACGACAUCAACGUGUUCACACUGGAGAGAAACCGUACAGCUGCGACCAGUGUGGUAAUACUUUUUCACAAAGUGACCACCUUAAUGUUCACCGACGUGUUCACACUGGAGAGAAACCGUACAGCUGCGACCAGUGUGGUAAUACUUUUUCACAAAGUGACAGCCUUAAUGUUCACCGACGGGUUCACACUGGAGAGAAGCCCUACAGCUGUGACCAGUGUGGGAGUGAUUUCACCACGGCACAGAGCCUGAGACGACAUCAACGUGUUCACACUGGAGAGAAACCAUACUGGUGUGAACAAUGUGGGAAAACCUUUUCACAAAGUGGUGACCUUAAAGUCCACUUACGAGUUCACACUGGAGACAAACCAUACUGGUGUGACCAGUGUGGGAGUGAUUUCACCACGGCACAGAGCCUUAGACGACAUCAACGUGUUCACACUGGAGAGAAACCGUACAGAUGUAGCCAGUGUGGUAAUACCUUUUCACAUAGUGACCACCUUAAUGUUCACCGACGUGUUCACACUGGAGAGAAACCAUACUGGUGUGAACAAUGUGGGAAAACCUUUUCACAAAGUGGUGACCUUAAAGUCCACUUACGAGUUCACACUGGGGAGAAACCUUACAGCUGUGACCAGUGUGGGAACGUCUUCACCACGACACAGAGCCUGAGACAACAUCAACGCAUUCAUACUGGAGAGAAACCGUACAGCUGUGACCAGUGUGGGAACAUUUUCACCACAACACAGACCCUGAGGCAACAUUAUCGUAUUCAUACUGGGGAGAAACCGUACAGCUGUGACCAGUGUGGGAGCGCUUUCACCAUGGCAACGACCCUGAGACGACAUCAACGCAUUCACACUGGAGAGAAGCCGUACAGCUGUGACCAAUGUGGGAAAGCUUUCACCACGGCACAGAGCCUGAGAAACCAUGAACGUAGUCAUACUGGAGAGAAACUGUACAACUGUGAUCAAUGUGUAAAAGCUUUCACCACAUCACAGGGCCUGAGACAACAUCAACCCAUUCACAUUGGAGCAAAGCCGUACGGCUGCUACCAAUGUCGGAAGGCUUUCACCACAGCACAGAAUCUGAGAGAACAUAUACAAGUUCACAUGGGAGAGAAACCGUACUGGUGUGAACAAUGUGGGAAAAGGUUUUCUCGGAGUAGUCACCUUAAAGUGCACCAACGCAUUCACACUGGAGAGAAACCGUACUGGUGUGAACAAUGUGGGAAAAGGUUUUCUCAGAGUAGUUCCCUUAAAGUUCACCAACGCAUUCACACUGGAGAGAAACCUUACUGGUGUGAGCAAUGUGGGAAAAUGUUUUCUCAGACUGCUGCAUAUUUAAAGGUACAUUUCCGCAUCCAUACUGGAGAGAGACCUUACAGCUGUGACCAAUGUGGCAAAACUUUCAAUGAGAUGCAGAACCUGAGAAUGCAUCAACGCAUCCAUACUGGAGAGAAACCUUACAGCUGUGACCAAUGUGGCAACACUUUCAGUAAAAUAAAUAGCCUGAGAAUGCACCAACGCAUCCAUACUGGAGAGAAACCUUACAGCUGUGACCAAUGCAACAAGUCCUUUGCUCAAAAGAGUGCCUGGAGGACCCACACAAAUGGUCAUACUGGAGAGAAACCAUACAGCUGUGACAAAUGUAACAAGUCCUUUGCUGCACAGAGUUCCUUGAGCGUCCACAAGCAUGUUCAUACUGGAGAGAAACCAUACAGCUGUGACCAAUGUAACAAGUCCUUUGCUCAACAGAGUAAUCUUGAAGUCCACCGACGCAUUCACACUGGAGAGAAGCCGUACCCCUGUGACCAAUGUGGGAAAACCUUUACUCAGAGUUCUCACCUUAAAACUCACCAACGGGUUCACACUGGAGAGAAACCCUAUAUGUGUCAUCUCUGUGACAAAUCCUUCACAACAGCUGGAAGUUUAAAGAUACAUCUACGGGUUCACACUGGAGAGAAGCCGUACAGCUGUGACCAAUGUGGGAAAGCUUUUACCUGGACACAGAGCCUUAGACAACAUAAACUAAUUCACUCUGGAGAGAAGCCGUACAGCUGUGACCAGUGUGGGAAUUAUUUCACCACUGCACAGCACCUGAAACAGCAUCAACGCAUUCACACUGGAGAGAAGCCAUACAGCUGUGACCAGUGUGGGAACACUUUCACCACUGCACGGGACCUAAAACGGCAUCACCGCAUUCACACUGGAGAGAAGCCAUACAGCUGUGACCAGUGUGGGAAAGCUUUCAAUCGGGCAGGUAACCUGAAACAACAUCAACUCAUUCAUUCUGGAGAAAAACUGUACAGUUGUGAUAAGUGUGGGAGAGCUUUCAACAACUCACCGAACCUGAGACAGCAUAAACGAAUUCACACUGGAGAGAAGCCGUACAGCUGUGAUCAGUGUGGGAAUUCUUUCACUCAGGCACGUCACCUGAGAAGGCAUGAACUCAUUCACACUGGAGAGAAGCUGUACCUCUGUGACCAGUGUUGGAAAGCUUUUUCCACGGCAUGUAACCUGAAAAAACAUCAAUAUGCUCAUACUGGAGAGAAACCGUACAGCUGUGACCAAUGUCAGAAAACCUUUGUCUCCACAGAUAAUCUAAAAUGCCACAGACGUGUUCACACUGGAGAGAAACCGUACUGGUGUGAACAAUGUGGGAAAACAUUUUCACGAACUGGACGCCUGAAGGUUCACCAAUGGGUUCACACUGGAGAGAAACCGUACAGCUGUGACCAGUGUGGGAACGCUUUCACCACGACACAGGGCCUGAGAGAACAUCAACGCAUUCACACUGGAGAGAAGCCAUACAGCUGUGACCAGUGUGGGAACGCUUUCACCACGGCACGGAGCCUGAGAAAACAUCAACGUGUUCACACUGGAGAGAAACCGUACAGCUGUGACCAGUGUGGAAGUACUUUUUCACAAAGUGGAGGCCUUAAUGUUCACCGACGUGUUCACACUGGAGAGAAACCGUACAGCUGUGACCAGUGUGAAAAAACUUUUUCGCGAUUGAGUCACCUUGUUGCUCACCAACGUGUUCACACUAGAGAGAAGCCCUACAGCUGUGACCAGUGUGGGAACGCUUUCACUACGUCAGGGAGCCUGAGACAACAUCAACGUGUUCACACUGGAGAGAAACCAUACUGGUGUGACAAAUGUGGGAAAACUUUUUCACAAAGUAAUAACCUUGAUGCUCACCGACGUGUUCACACUGGAGAGAAACCGUACUGGUGUGACCGAUGUGGGAAAACAUUUUCUGAGAUGAGUAUCCUUAAAAAACACCAACGCAUUCACACAAAAGAGGGACUCAAACAUCACUGCUGUCAGCUAUGUGACAAAUCCUUCACCACAGCUCGAAGUUUAAAGCGUCAUCUACAGGUUCACACUGGGGAGAAACCUAACAGCUGUGACCAGUGUGGGAAUGUUUUCACCACAACACAGAGCCUGAGACAACAUCAAUGCAUUCAUACUGGAGAGAAACCUUACAGCUGUGACCAGUGUGGGAACACUUUCACCACACCACAGACCCUGAGGCAACAUUAUCGCAUUCACACUGGAGAGAAACCGUACAGCUGUGACCAGUGUGGGAACGCUUUCACCAUGGCAACGACCCUGAGACGACAUCAACGCAUUCACACUGGAGAGAAACCGUACAGCUGUGACCAAUGUGGGAAAGCUUUCACCACGGCACAGAGCCUGAGAAACCAUGAACGUAGUCAUACUGGAGAGAAACUGUACAACUGUGAUCAAUGUGGAAAAGCUUUCACCACAUCACAGGGCCUGAGACAACAUCAACCCAUUCACAUUGGAGCAAAGCCGUACGGCUGCGACCAAUGUCAGAAGGCUUUCACCACGGCACAGAAUCUGAGAGAACAUAUACAAGUUCACAUGGGAGAGAAACCGUACUGGUGUGAACAAUGUGGGAAAAGGUUUUCUCGGAGUAGUCACCUUAAAGUUCACCAACGCAUUCACACUGGAGAGAAACCGUACUGGUGUGAACAAUGUGGGAAAAGGUUUUCUCAGAGUAGUUCCCUUAAAGUUCACCAACGCAUUCACACUGGAGAGAAACCUUACUGGUGUGAGCAAAGUGGGAAAAUGUUUUCUCAGACUGGUAACCUUAAAGUACAUUUCCGCAUCCAUACUGGAGAGAGACCUUACAGCUGUGACCAAUGUGGCAACACUUUCCGUCAAAUAAAGAACCUGAGAAUGCAUCAACGCAUCCAUACUGGAGAGAAACCUUACAGCUGUGACCAAUGUGGCAACACUUUCAGUCAAAUACGGAACCUGAGAAUGCACCAACGCAUCCAUACUGGAGAGAAACCUUACAGCUGUGACCAAUGCAACAAGUCCUUUGCUCAAAAGAGUGCCUGGAGGACCCACACAAAUGGUCAUACUGGAGAGAAACCAUACAGCUGUGACAAAUGUAACAAGUCCUUUGCUGCACAGAGUUCCUUGAGCGUCCACAAGCAUGUUCAUACUGGAGAGAAACCAUACAGCUGUGACCAAUGUAACAAGUCCUUUGCUCAACAGAGUAAUCUUGAAGUCCACCGACGCAUUCACACUGGAGAGAAGCCGUACCCCUGUGACCAAUGUGGGAAAACCUUUACUCAGAGUUCUCACCUUAAAACUCACCAACGGGUUCACACUGGAGAGAAACCCUACCACUGUCAGCUCUGUGACAAAUCCUUCACAACAGCUGGAAGUUUAAAGAUACAUCUACGGGUUCACACUGGAGAGAAGCCGUACAGCUGUGACCAGUGUGGGAAAGCUUUUACCACUGCAAAGCACCUGAAACGGCAUCAACGCAUUCACACUGGAGAGAAGCCGUACAGCUGUGACCAAUGUGGGAAAGCUUUUACCACUGCACAGCACCUGAAAGGGCAUCAACGCAUUCACACUGGAGAGAAGCCGUACAGCUGUGACCAAUGUGGGAAAGCUUUCACCUGGACACAGAGCCUUAGACAACAUAAACUAAUUCACUCUGGAGAGAACCCGUACAGCUGUGACCAGUGUGGGAAUUCUUUCACCACUGCACAGCACCUGAAACAGCAUCAACGCAUUAACACUGGAGAGAAGCCAUACAGCUGUGACCAGUGUGGGAACACUUUCACCACUGCAUGGGACCUAAAACGGCAUCACCGCAUUCACACUGGAGAGAAGCCAUACAGCUGUGACCAGUGUGGGAAAGCUUUCAAUCGGGCAGGUAACCUGAAACAACAUCAACUCAUUCAUUCUGGAGAAAAACUGUACAGUUGUGAUAAGUGUGGGAGAGCUUUCAACAACUCACCGAACCUGAGACAGCAUAAACGAAUUCACACUGGAGAGAAGCCGUACAGCUGUGAUCAGUGUGGGAAUUCUUUCACUCAGGCACGUCACCUGAGAAGGCAUGAACUCAUUCACACUGGAGAGAAGCUGUACCUCUGUGACCAGUGUGGGAAAGCUUUUUCCACGGCAUGUAACCUGAAAAAACAUCAAUACGUUCAUACUGGAGAGAAACCGUACAGCUGUGACCAAUGUCAGAAAACCUUUGUCUCCACAGAUCAUCUAAAAUGCCACAGACGUGUUCACACUGGAGAGAAACCGUACUGGUGUGAACAAUGUGGGAAAACAUUUUCAAAACGUAAUUCCCUUGAUUCUCACCGACGUGUUCAUAAUGGGGAGAAACCGUACUGGUGCGAAAUAUGUGGGAAAAAGUUUUCCUGGAUUGGUACCCUUAAAACACAUCAGCACACUCACACAAAGUCUUUCUAAGUGUUUUUAGAGCCACGCCAGCUGCUUCAUGCCUCCUCUCCAUGUACUGUGUUGUUUUAUUCUGAACUUCUCUCUGAAACUAAAGACUGACAGCAGUAACUGAGUCUGACUGAGGUGGUUUGAUCCAGUGAGGAGGAAGAGGAGAUGAAUAAACAGAGACACAAAAACACUCCAGAGUUCAAACUUAGACUGAACAAGCCUUUAUUCUUGUGGAAUUAUGAAAAAAAAUCAAAAUAUCAUUUUAAACAUUGAUCUAUUGUUACUUUCAUUCUCAGCAUCAACAUGGUCAUUAUUAUUAAUGAUCUGACACCAGUAACACAAUAAAUAUCAUUAAAACAUGCACAGCCUGUAAUCGGUGCUGGAAUGUAACUCAUCACAUUUGUUCAAGUACUGUACUUAAGCAACGUUUUUUGGGAGUCGUAAGUUGAAUAUUUCCAUUUUAAAUCACUCUAUACUCAUUAUGCACUACAUUUAACUGGCAUCUUUAGUUAUUUUACCAGUUGAGAUUUAACAUGAAUUUUUUUUAAAUGUUCAAUUAUUGAAGAUUCUUACAUGAAUCCAGGAUUAAAAAACUGGAAAAAAUACAUUUUUUAUC